AUGGUUGUUCCAGUUCACCCUCUGAUUCAAGUUCGAAAUCAGUUAGUGGGAGCCCCUGUAAACACGGAUGUCACCCUACAGUGUCACGUUGAGGCGUCCCCAAAAGCAAUCAACUACUGGACUAGAGAGAGCGGUGAAAUGAUUAUUUCAAACGACAAAUACUACAUGACAGAAAUCAACAAUUCAUACUACAGCGUACAAAUGAAACUUAUUAUACGAAGAUAUCACAAGGCUGACCAGGGUGGAUAUAAAUGUAUAUCAAAAAAUUCCAUAGGGGAUGCCGAAGGCAAUAUUAGAUUAUACGAAGUAGAAAUUCCACAGCGAGUAGACAUAGUAGAAGAUACUGAGCAAACCUCAGCAGAAGAGGAAAACUCCGAAAAUAGCGAGAAACGCUUAUACAACGGUUUCCAAGGUCCCCACAGCGAGAACGAACAAAACAACUUACCAUUAAAUGAAUCAGAUUUUACAAAAAAAGAAAUAGAAUAUCCCAGUUUGAGUGCAAAUGAUGAUGAUGUGAACCUAAGGGUACCAAAUUCAGACAAAAUAAUUGUUCAAAAAGUACUCAUCUUACAGAGUCCAGUAGAAACAAUUACUCAGACUGAACCACCGAAUUUAACAGAUAUAUAUGGCGAAAGUUCUGAUGACAAAAACAUUAAUGAAGGAAAUAUAGAAAAUGCAUUUGGCACAAGAACGAAUAAUUUAAACGUUAUUGUUGAAGAAGUUCAGUACAUUGAAAAACAAUAUAUUUUACCGCUUGUUAAUUACACAACUAUGAAUAACAACCACAACGAUGAUUCGCAGGAGUACCUUGAAGGUGAAGAUUCAGAUGAUUCCGUUAAAGAUAGGGACUAUACACCUAAUGAAUCAGAUGGGAGUAGUUCAGAAGACAUUGAAAAUAGAUUUAAUAAGGAAGAUCACAUUAAAAAAAGUUAA
Diabrotica balteata is the source of this 933-nucleotide messenger RNA. The record is from the annotation of a GenBank genome assembly. NCBI's taxonomy places the organism in Eukaryota, Metazoa, Arthropoda, Insecta, Coleoptera, Chrysomelidae.